This is a messenger RNA of Alosa alosa (allis shad), 4861 nucleotides long. Its product is annotated as zinc finger protein 729-like. Lineage: Eukaryota; Metazoa; Chordata; Actinopteri; Clupeiformes; Clupeidae. Gene Ontology annotation, molecular function: RNA polymerase II cis-regulatory region sequence-specific DNA binding; DNA-binding transcription factor activity, RNA polymerase II-specific. The transcript has 4 exons. The record is from RefSeq and is a predicted model, not a curated record. The coding region runs from base 258 to 4577 and encodes 1439 amino acids. Gene Ontology annotation, biological process: regulation of DNA-templated transcription.
ACAGUUUUCUGGUUGGUUUGCCAGCCACGAGGAAUUCAUUUAUUUCAUGUAGUAGGCUAUGCAUGGAUAUUUUACAGCGUCCUCAGAACGUUUAGGACUUUCGUUGAUGUUGCUUCAGAAAUGUUGCAAUUUGUGGGGAUAAAAGCUUGAUACACGUCUCGUCUGACACCAAACAGAUUAUAGUAUGCGGAGCAGCCGGUGUCUGUGUAUAUUUAUUUGAAAGUGUUGGAUGGGAUCAUCUUUGGUUUGCUGGGAACAUGGAUCUUGGACUGCUGUUUAAUUCUGGUGGCAAUGUCACUGAAAUGCAGGAGGUUGACCUGCUGAGCGUGAUGUUGAAAGAAGAAGAUAUAAAAGAGGAGGAAUAUGGACAUACGAUUGCAUGUCCAGAUGGAGACGAAAAGCCAUUUGUAGAUCUUGACUGUCAAACUGAAACAGACGUUGCAGAGUCCAGCGUUACUGACGAUGAAACAUUACAGACAACAGCAGAGAUCGAAGUGAAGAUUGAGGAGGAGGAUGAUCUGCCAGGAUGUAUAAUGCAAAAGAACCUGCAACAUAAAGGACGUCUCUACCACUGUACAGUCUGCAGGAAGAGUUUCACAGCCCUGAGUGAACUAGAGAAACACCAGCAAACACACACUGUUGACUUGAGUCUAAAGCAGAACACUUCCAUAAGGCCUCAUAAAUGUACAGAGUGUGAAAAAGCUUUUAUAACACAAACACGUCUUGAAGUCCACAUGCUAACACACACUGGAGAGAUGCCUCAUCAAUGUACCCAGUGUGGAAAAUGUUUUUCAUACAGUUCAACUCUUAAACGCCACAUGUUAACACACACUGGAGAGAAGCCUCAUCAAUGUACCUGGUGUGGGAAAUGUUUUUUACGAAGAUCACAUCUUAAAACCCAUAUACUUACACACACUGGAGAGAAGCCUCAUCAAUGUACCCAGUGUGAAAAAGCAUUUACAACACGAACACGUCUUAAAGACCAUAUGGUAACUCACACUGGAGAGAAGCCUCAUAAAUGUGCCCGGUGUGGGAAAGCAUUUUCAGCAAAUGCAAAUCUUAAAAGCCACAUGCGAAUACACACUGGAGAGAAACCUCAUCAAUGUGUCCAGUGUGGAAAAGCAUUUAUAAAGUCUUCAGAUCUUAAACGCCACGUGCUUACACACACUAGAAAUAAGCAAAGGCAGAAUACCAUCAAAGACACUCAUAACUGUACCCAGUGUGGAAAAGCUUUUGAAGAGUGUGCACGUCUUAAACGCCACAUGCUUCUUCACACUGGAGAGAAGCCCCAUAGCCGCGUUGAGUGCGGAAAAGAUUUUUCACUAAUUUCAGGUCUGAAAUCCCACAUGCUAAUACACACAGGAGAGGAGCCUCAUCGAUGUGAACCGUGUGGAAAAACUUUUUCACAAAUUUCAACUCUUAAAACCCACAUGCUAACACACACCGGAGAGAAGCUUCAUAAAUGUGUCCAUUGUGGAGUUUUUCUUUCAGACGUUGCACACCUGAAAACCCACAUGCUAACACACGCUAGAGAGAUGCCUCAUGAAUCUGAACAGUGUGGAAUCACUUUAACACAAUUCUCCAGUGUUGAAAACGACGAUAACACAGGAGAGAAGCCUCAUCAAUGUGCUCAUUGCAGGAAAACUUUUUCACUAAUGCAAAGUCUAAAAACUCAUAUGCGAAUACACACGGGAGAGAAGCCCCAUCAAUGUGCUCAGUGUGGAAAACUUUUUUCACAAAUUUCAAAUCUUAAUUCCCAUAUGAGGACGCAUACUGGUGAGAAGCCUUAUACAUGUGCCUACUGUGGAAAAGCAUUUUCACACUUUACGGGGCUCAAAGCCCAUUUGCAAACACACUCUGAAGAGAAGCCUCCAGAAUGUUCCAAAUCCAAUGUGACAUCACAUACUGGAGAGAAGCCUCCAGAAUGUUCCAAAUCCAGUGUGACAUCACAUACUGGAGAGAAGCCUCCAGAAUGUUCCGAAUCCAAUGUGACAUCACUUACAGGAGAGAAGCCUCAUGAAUGUUCCAACAGUGACGAUGUGACGACAGUGAAGAAAGAAGAGGAUGAGGAAGAGCAUCAGCUGGAAAGUUUAUCAGAACAGCAACAUUCAACACAACAGAAGAUUCCAGAACAGAAUGAUGACCUCCAUCUGCUAGAGGAACACCAGCAAACACACACUGUUGACUUGAAUCUAAAGCAGAACACCGGCAAAAGGCCUCAUAAAUGUCCGGAAUGUGAAAAAGCAUUUACAACACAAACACGUUUUAAAGUCCAUAUGAAAACACAUACCAGAGAUAAACCUUUUAAAUGUGCCCAGUGUGGAAAAGGUUUUUCAUACAGUUCAACUCUUAAAACCCAUAUGCUAAUACACACUGGAGAAAAGCCUCAUCAAUGUGCCCAGUGUGGAAAAUGUUUUUCACUAAGUGCAAAUCUUAAAAGCCAUAUGCAAAUACACACCGGAGAAAAGCCUCAUAAAUGUGCCCAAUGCGGUAAAAUUUUUUCACACGUUUCAACUCUUAAAAGCCACAUGCUUACACACAUUUUAGAGAAGCCCCAUAACUGUGUCUAUUGCAGUAAAGGUUUUUCACACAUUUCAACUCUUAAAAUCCAUAUGCGUACACACACUGGAGAGAAGCCUCAUCGGUGUACCCAGUGUGAAAAAGCAUUUACAACACGAACACAUCUUAAAGUCCAUAUGAUGAUUCACACUGGAGAGAAGCCUCAUAAAUGUGCCUGGUGUGGAAAAUGUUUUUCACUAAGUGCCAAUCUUAAAAGCCACAUGCUAAUACACAUUGGAGAGAAGCCUCAUCAAUGUGCUCAGUGUGGAAAAGCUUUUCGAAGAUUCAAUGAUGUUAAACGCCAUAUGCUAACACACACUGGAGAGAAGCCUCAUCAAUGUACUCAGUGUGGUAAAGGUUUUUCACGAAUUUCAACUCUUAAAAGCCACAUGCUUACACACACUGGAGAGAAGCCCCAUAACUGUGUCCAGUGCGGUAAAGGUUUUUCACACAUUUCUGCUCUUGAAAUCCAUAUGCGUACACACACUGGAGUCAAGCUUCAUCAAUGCACCCAGUGUGAAAAAGCAUUUACAACACGAAGAUAUCUUAAAGUACAUAUGAUGAUUCACACUGGACAGAAACCUCAUAAAUGUGUCCAGUGUGGAAAAGGUUUUUCAUUAAGUGCAAAUCUUAAAAGUCAUAUGCUAAUACACACUGGAGAGAAGCCUCAUCAAUGUGCCCAGUGUGGAAAAGGUUUUUCAUACAGUUCAACUCUUAAAAGCCAUAUACUAACACACACUGGAGAGAAGCCUCACCAAUGUACCCAGUGUGGAAAAGGUUUUUCACAAAUGUCUAAUCUUAAUAUCCAUAUGCUUAGACACAUAGAGAAGCCCCAUAACUGUUUCCAGUGUGGUAAAGGUUUUUCACAAAUUUCAGCUCUUAAAAGCCAUAUGGUUGUACACACGGGAGAGAAGCUGAAUAAAUGUGCCCAGUGUGGAAAAGCAUUUAAAAAGCCUUCAGAUCUUAAACGUCACAUGCUUACACACACUAGAGAUUCGCAAAAGCAGAAUACUAAUGUGGACACUCAUAAAUGUGUCCAGUGUGGAAAAACGUUCGCUUACCUUUCACAUCUUAAAACCCACAUGCUAAUACACACGGGAGAGAGGUGUCAUCAGUGUGACCAUUGUGGGAAAGCUUUCUUAUAUUUUUCCAUUCUUAAACGCCACAUUCUUACACACACUGGAGAGAAGCCCCAUAGCUGUGUACAGUGCGGAAAGGGUUUCGCAGAAAAGUCAACUCUUAAAAGCCACAUGCUAAUACACACUGGUGAGAAGCUGCACAAAUGUGUCCACUGUGAAAUUUUUUUUUUACACGUUGAACAUCUCAAAGCUCACGUGCAAGUACACUCUGGAGAGAAGCCUCAUCAAUCUGCAUUCGAAGAUGCUAAAUGCCAUAUGCUAACACAAUCUGAAGAGAAGCCUCAUGAAUCUUUCCAGUAUGGAAAUGCUUUUACACAAUUAUCUAGUGUUAAAAAGUGCAGGCUAGUACACACUGGAAAGAAGUCUCAUCAGUGUGCUCAGUGUGGAAAAGGUUUUCCAAAAAUGUCAAAACUAAAAAUACAUAUGCUUGUACACACUAGAGAGAGGCCCCAUAAAUGUGUCCAGUGUGGAAAAGGGUUUUCACAAAUGUCAAGUCUUAAAGUUCAUAUGCGAAUACACACUGGAGAGAAGCCUCAUCAAUGUGUCCAGUGUGGAAAAGCUUUUACACAAAUUUCAAAUCUUAAUUAUCAUAUGAUGAUGCACACUGGUGAGAAGCCAUAUAGAUGUGCGUACUGUGGAAAAACAUUUACAUGCUUUGUGAGGUUCAAAUGCCAUAUGCAAACACACUCUGGAGAGAAGCCUCCAGAAUUGUCCAAAUCCAUUGUGACAUCACACUCUGCAGAGAAGCCUCCAGAAUUGUCCAAAUCCAUUGUGACAUCACACUCUGGAGAGAAGCCUUCAGAAUGUUACGAUUCCAUUGUGACAAUACAUACUGUAGAGAAACCUCAUGAAGAGGUCCAGUGUGGAGAAAGACCAUAAAUUUCAAAUCGUCAACACCACAUGCUUGCACACACAUUUACGUUUACCAGAGAUGUUCACAAGUCAUCUCUGACGUUUACAUCGGCUUGGAGAUUUGACCUGACUCUUGAGUAUACAUACAUGAAUUAAUUUUACCAAGGUAUGCUAGGGGGCGAUUUGCUUCCUUUUCACAAUUGCAGAAACAUUCCAUAUUAGCUUCAAGUGACAUAGUAAAAAAGUUGACAUUACUUCUUGAACAUUGUCACACAUCUGCAUUUGUUAAAUGUUCUUAAUAAAUGAUCUCA